ACUUGCAGCUCGUCUGUUCGGCAUUCGACAGUUCGGAUUUACUCGACUCCGCAUCGGUAAAACUCGUAACACUGGCAGUGUUUAAGCAUUUUAACUCCAUGAAGUUGGUGUCACAAGACAUAGUGACAUUUACUUGAGCAAAUUCUAAUGAUUGCUUGAUCGACCUACACUCUCACCUCAGAUUUUUUCAGACGUAUGAGUAAGAAGCCCAAGGAAUCAAGCGAGAUGCGUAUGGAUCUGGACACCCUCUCACAAGUGGCUCUCAGUCAGUUUGAUACUAGUUUGUUCAACAACACAUUAGCAUCACCGGCUGAGCCUUGCCCCCUCACCACGGCAGAAGUGCUUACCCUGGCCACUAUGACUAUGAGCGCCGCUCAGAGUUUCAACUUCACUCCGGACCUGCCUACACUUGAAGGUCCCAUGGAGGAUUUCGAAUUCAAGCCUCAAGUUACCGAAGGAGGGUUUGUCGAGCCGGACCACAACAUGAACAACCAGCGGGGAGAGUCCGGUGUGAUGACUGGUUACAACACGGUCGCCAUGACCAACGUCCAGCCGGCUCAUAUGUCUCCUGUUUCUGGAAGCAGCCCCGAUAGUUCACCUACUCCUAAUACUUGGUGGACGCCUGCGACCACGUCCAUGCAAAGUGGGAUUGGCAGUAUCAUCACAACAUCGAAUAGUUUGAUCAACGAAGCUGUUUCGGCUCAACCCAUCGUGUCCUGUGAUACGGCUUGUUACACGCCAAGCAGCACCUCAAGCUUUCAGAUCGCCAGCACCCAGGCGGUAAUCAACCCUCAGGAACUAUCACCCCAAUCCUCCCCGUACACAUGUGCCUACACGCACCCAGCCACAUCGCUCGUGCCUUCGACACCGUACGAGCAGAUCCCAGAGAACUUAUCUGUUCAGUCAUCCGCGCAGGGCGUUUGUUCACCAUUCGAACAAACAGUCAAAGUUGAUGGAGUGCUCAAAUAUUCCUGGCCAUCAGCCCAUGACAUGAGCUCAGCUUUUGGUCGCCCAGCCGUGUCUUCGCCGCACCACAAUAUCAAAAUGGGUGGUGUUCACCAUACAGGACAAAGUACUAGCCCUCAGCCAGCCCAAAUAUUGCCUUCGAGAACCCAACAAGUUUCACUCGGUAACGCACCUAUGAUGGUCCACAUAUCCCCCGCGGACAUGAUAUCACAACCCUAUCAAGCGAGCCAGGGUUCCGUUGGGAAGACCACAUCCAAACCCCGUAAAUACACCAGUCGACCAGGCAAGACGCCGCCUCAUGAGCGCCCUUACGCUUGCCCGUCGGAGAACUGCGACCGGCGGUUCUCUCGCUCCGACGAGCUCACAAGGCACAUCCGCAUCCAUACCGGACAGAAACCGUUCCAGUGUCGCAUCUGUAUGAGGAAUUUCAGCCGUAGCGAUCACCUGACGACCCACAUCCGGACCCAUACCGGUGAGAAACCUUUCUCCUGCGAGACAUGCGGACGAAAAUUUGCUCGCAGCGACGAGAGGAAACGACACAGCAAAAUCCAUCUCCGCCAAAAGGUCAAGAAGGAGGUGGAAUCAAUGAAAAAUCUGAACACUUGUGGAUAUCAACAGAGCCCGUCAGCUGCAUCGUCUCCUCCUAUGCCUGUUAGUGCCGCAUCCGUGGUUACUACUUCUUAAACUUUUCCUUGAACGAUCCCAUUUAUUGUGAUCUCUCUUUUUUCUGUUGUUUGUUUUUGCACAUCCCUCUGCGAAGACGACAUCGCCUCGUCGUGCGGUUCGACGUCGCUGUUCGGCACCGGCCGGCAACCGCCGGCUACCAAGGAAGCGGCUUGAUGUGAGACGCGUAUCAGCUUGAACUGGUGCGAGUGAGUAGCACAAUGAUGUGCAACAUGAUGGUCGACUGACUAACUCAAGUAAUAUUCAACGUCUUGCACAACUCUGUAUCGGUGAAAAAUAUCCAUCUUUCAUGUUUUUUGUGAGAAUUCCGUAGAAUUAUGUUCACAUUAUUUCAUGUCGCGCUACAUGCAGAGUAUACUGCUUUGUUAUAUUUUCUAUGUUUUGAUCUAAAACGAUAACAAGAAAUAAACACGAGCUGGUCGAUCCUUGUUCCAUACAAUUUUUUGCUAAAACACAAUUUGUAUUCAUAACAAAAAUUUCGGUAUCUAUGAAUUGUUUUUCAUGUAUUUUAUGCUGCGCAUAAGAUAGUUCAUUGUGCAGGGCACACGCUAACACUGCUUCCAAAAUUCAGAUUUUAACAUUUACGAAAGCUGCUGGUCAGUUGAAAAGCUCUUUAUUUUUUACCCAAAAAGUUAUUCAAAUUUGAAAUGUUUUUUUAACUUACAAAUAUUUAUCUUCAUUCAAGUUAUUAAAGUACACUUCCUUAUGAAUCAUUCAAUUUCGAUUUCAUUAACCUUUCAUUGCAUUCGAAAAGUCUUGAUGACUUGACGUAAAAUUCAUUCGCAAUUUCUAAACUAUUUUUCUGUACUUCCUUUGGUGAUAAUUACUUUCCAUGGUAUUUGUUGUGGGUUUGUGGCCGAAUGGCGUUUCUUUGAGACCAAACUCUUGCUUGCUACUGCCAAUUUAGCAGCCAACGUUACGACUUUAAUGAAAUAAGUACAUUGCUUCAACAUAUCAACUCAUUUUUGAAACUCAGUCAAUUUGUUCAAAUGCAAUUGUUGUUUUCGUUUAAUUAAGUUUAUUCUACGCAAAAUAUUGUACCAGUGUAUAAAACUCAUCACACGCAGAUAACAUGCAUGCAUCGUAUUAAGAAAAGAAAUAUGCUGCAAAAAAAUAUCACGAUUAUUUAUAUGUACCGGUGUGGUGAUCCCUUUAAGUUGAAUUUUAUAUGUCUACAUGUUUGUAUUUAAGAUGCUAUUUCGUUCAGUUUAAGUGAAGCUGUGGUUUUGUAAGUUUGUAGAAAGUUGAAAACGACAGCCAUUUUUUUUAUAGCAAAAACGCCGAAAACUACACCGCUAGUUAAUUUGUCAGUGCCUAUAAAACGAGGGUGAGCCUGCAUGGAGCCAUUUGGGUAAAAAUACGGGUGUUGCUAUUACCCAAAGUGGAAAGAUUUUGAAAUAUUUCAUAAUUUUUUUAGUGUGCUCAAGUUGCCAUGUUUCUAUUUCAGUUUAAGAAAAACAAUUUGUUGAGUGCCACCUUCUUAAAAUGUCAACUCAUACAGUAAGCUUUUGAAAAGCGUCUCUUUGAUAGCACCUGAUUAAUCGAUAAAUGCAUAGUUGCACAGUUUCAUGUUGUUAUAUUUCUAUGUCAAAAGUGAAACAGUAACAGUAAUCUACGUCUGAUUUUGAUGUAUUAAUUUAUCAUUUUUCGUGGACAUCCGUCUUUAUUGAUAUUGCAAAAACAACAACGACAACACACUGUUCAUGAAGCAUAACAUCUUGUGAACAGAAGGAAAAUCACACGUGCCUAUUCAUUAAGAUGGGGGAAAUGUUAAAAAACGGGAAUUAAAAAAAAACAGUUGUGUAUCAGAAUUAUUUUGCAAAGUAUACCCAGAGAGGAAACUAUUCCAACAAAGCGAUCGUUUAACUGUUAUGUUUUUAGUCGUCGAAUUUGAUGUUUUUAAUUUUUUUUUAAAGAUUUUAUUUUGAUUCGUUCAUCUCCCGCAGAAAAACAGCCGUUUAUUGUCCGGUGCCUAUAAGUUGGAAUGUUCGUUGUACAAGUUUUGAUUUUAUUUUACAUAUGUAUAUAGAUAUCUUUAUAUUUAUACACAUCAGAAAUUUGUUAUAUCGUAUCUUUGAUACUAUGCAUUAGCUAAGUUGCUAAUCAUUUCACUCUUAUUACACAUCACGUCAUCGUCAUGAUCGUUUAUGUCCAGCAAAAAAUAAAUCCUGCGCAUGUACAUAGUUGCGAUGUCUGUUGUAUACUAUAUCGUAUUAUACCAUGCCUUGGAAGUUGUAAAGGGGCGGUAUAAAGAGAGCUGGAGGAAAAAAAUAAUAAAAUAUUUUUGUCAUGAGGUGCACAAAAAUCUACAAUA
Molecule: messenger RNA, 3964 nt
Organism: Lytechinus pictus (painted urchin)
Lineage: Eukaryota; Metazoa; Echinodermata; Echinoidea; Temnopleuroida; Toxopneustidae
Product: early growth response protein 1-B-like
Exons: 2
Coding region: 196-1650 (484 amino acids)
Biological process (GO): regulation of transcription by RNA polymerase II
Molecular function (GO): RNA polymerase II cis-regulatory region sequence-specific DNA binding; DNA-binding transcription factor activity, RNA polymerase II-specific
Source: RefSeq, a predicted model, not a curated record